AUGAUCGAGCCAUCAUGUUCCGCUUCUCCGGCUCAGUCAUUAGACACUUUGAUAAAUGCGCUCUGCAGCAUACAUGCUAAAAGAGCGGAUGCAAUUGACAAUCGCUUUGCAGCCUCCGAUGACCAAUACAUUCUAGACGAAGCCGUGCAUCUUGAACAAGCCUUCCUGCAAUGGGAGCAGGCCCAAGGGACGCGAUUCAGGCCAAGUACGAUUGGAACCAUCAACAGGAGAACUUGUGAUAAGGAGCAUACCCCUGGUUUCUAUCCAGGAAAUGUGGACAUAUAUUUUGAUCUUUAUGUGGCCUGCAUUUGGAAUAUCUACCGUGCUGCCCGGCUGUACCUCAUCACGCUGAUAGCCGAGCUCCGUUCUACAUAUAGCACCCCGGAACCCUUGGAUCCACCAGAAAAUGGAUACCAGUUCCUGGUCAGCGGCAUUCUGUCUUCUGUUCCCUAUCAUCUGACCGAAGACCUACAUGAUUUUGUACAACAUGCGGACAUGCAGAGUUCGAUUACAACGCCCGGGAAGAUAGUGGGCGGCCUGCUCCUGAUGCAACCAUUACACGUUGUUUCGACUUUACCCGUCGUGGAUAGUGCGAUCAGAGAUUAUAUGAGAAGGUGUCUCAUGUGGAUCGGGACCAACAUGGGAAUCGGCCAAGCAUGUCUCAUGGCAAAGGUAUUUGAAAUUCCCAUUGCGACACGACCCCCCCAGCGCAUGAGAGACGGUUACACUAACAGUCGAUAG
This is a messenger RNA of Penicillium chermesinum, 741 nucleotides long. RefSeq lists its product as uncharacterized. The record is from RefSeq and is a predicted model, not a curated record. Lineage: Eukaryota; Fungi; Ascomycota; Eurotiomycetes; Eurotiales; Aspergillaceae. The transcript has a single exon. Bases 1 to 741 code for a protein of 246 amino acids.